GGCAUUUGAUUGGUUGGGAAAAGUAUAAUAGAUUUUAAUGAGAAAAUAUAGUGUGAUAUUGAAUGAGUUGUGAGACUCACUGACACUCAUUAGACACACAAUUAAUAGCUAUUAACCAUUAAUUGCUAACCAAUUGUUACACACGUUAUCACUAUUACUGCCAUCGCAUACACAAUAUGGCCGACUAUACGGCCAACACUCGCUGCGAGACAUACCUCAACGCAAUUCACACGAUUGCGAUCAUUGUUGACGUCUUUGUGACCAUUUGUUUAGUUGUGAGGAUGUGUUUUGCCGAUGCGAUCCAUUGGCGUUCAAUCGAUGAAGCGAUGCCGCCGACGGCCGGUACGGCCUCUCCUCUACCGCUACGGCCGGUGAGCACUCCCGUGACGGCCGUACGGAACUGUUUGCCCAAUUGUUCGCCCGUCUCUAUGCACGCCAGAAGUCAAUCGACUACUCCUGAACUCAAUUACAUUAAAGCACAACAACAACAACAACAACAGCAACAACAACACCACUCUGUGAUAAUCAAUGCUAACGAUAUGAGCGCUAAUCAAAUUGCGAUGCAAAUGUCAUCGAUUGGUUCGCAACCGUUUCACCACCUGUUGGCGAGUCGGGACAGCGGCUGUGUCUCCGCUCAUGAUUACCAUCUCUUUACAACUGACAGCUCUUCUCGUUUGUCUCAGGCCUCGCCAUUGACGCCGCACUCACUCCCGGAGCUCCGGUCCACCACGAUGAGAUUAGCGUUUAAUCGUAUUGACUGUCUAUUAGCAGCCUCUUCGGCGUCAGUGAUCUCGUCGGCGUCGGACGAGUCUAACACAUCGGACUUCGCGUCGCCGUCGCGACGGCACUCGACCGACACCUGCGAAGACAAAUACGUCCAGAAUUGUAAUAACACUUUGGCAACAGAUUUCAGUCAGGCAUCGGUGGCCACACAUAACGCACACUUCCUGGCCAUCGCCGCCUCCGCCCCGGGACCCGGACUCAGUCGGCAACAGCUAUUAUCAGGUCCGUGUCCUGUUUGCGGUGACCGCAUAUCCGGUUUCCAUUACGGCAUCUUCUCGUGCGAGUCCUGCAAAGGGUUCUUCAAACGCACGGUUCAGAACAAGAAGAACUACGUGUGUCUUCGGGGCGCCAACUGUCACGUCUCGAUGACUACCCGCAAGAAGUGUCCCGCCUGUAGGUUCGACAAGUGCUUGAAAAUGGGCAUGAAAUUAGAGGCGAUUAGAGAGGACAGGACGAGAGGCGGUCGAAGUACGUACCAAUGCUCGUACACACUGUCUCCUCAAUCUCUAUCGGAGGCCCGUUUGCCCGAAAUGGUGUCCUCAAUGGCCGCUCAGUCCGAACUGCAGACCAACUUUGUUCACACAGAGUCUCAGUUUCGGGCGAAUUCGUUGUCCAAACGGGAACCAGACGUGGACUCAAUGGACACGUCUAACAGUUCAUCGAUCGAUCGGAUCCCGCGUCUAAUCGAAGACAUUAUGUCUGUCGAGCACUUGUGGCACAACGCGGACAAAGAAGCCGACAGUUCGGCGGCUAAUGGAGCACAAAGUGAUAGGCAGUUAAGCAUUAGUCAGAACUCGAGUGAAAUUGAUUUGUGUAAUAUAGCAGACCAUAGACUCUACAAAAUAGUUAAAUGGUGUAAAAGUUUGCCACUGUUUAGAGAAAUUCAGAUGGACGAUCAAAUAGCACUCCUGAUUAACUCGUGGUGUGAGCUCUUGCUAUUGAGCUGUUGUUACCGAUCGAUAUCGACGCCCAAAGAGAUCCGUUUGUCGAGCGGCAAAUCGGUUACGUUAGAGCAGUCGCAGCAGUUAGGCUUAGGGACAGUCAUCGAGCGGAUGCUGAACCUCACCGAACACUUAAGACGUCUUCAGUUCGAUCAAUACGAGUACUGCUGUCUUAAAGUGAUUAUUCUUCUCACGUCGGACGCGAGUGGUCUCAAAGAGUCGGAUAAAGUGCGGUCGUGUCAGAAGCAGGUGUUGGAAGCGUUGCAGACCUACACGCGUAACCAUUACGCGAAUCAGCCCUCAAAGUUUGGCGAACUG
Messenger RNA from Medioppia subpectinata, 2042 nucleotides. The record is from the annotation of a GenBank genome assembly. Lineage: Eukaryota; Metazoa; Arthropoda; Arachnida; Sarcoptiformes; Oppiidae.